Messenger RNA from Rhipicephalus microplus (southern cattle tick), 3644 nucleotides. RefSeq names its product RA domain-containing protein rau (gene rau). The record is from RefSeq and is a predicted model, not a curated record. NCBI's taxonomy places the organism in Eukaryota, Metazoa, Arthropoda, Arachnida, Ixodida, Ixodidae. Gene Ontology annotation, biological process: positive regulation of fibroblast growth factor receptor signaling pathway; signal transduction; positive regulation of epidermal growth factor receptor signaling pathway.
UCUGGCGCUGGUGGAGGUCGGACCGCGCGCUGUCGCCUCGUCAGUGCCGCGGGACUGGUAGAGGAUAACUACGUUGUGUCUGCACCAUGCUCAAGCACGUACACUCGUCAACAACAACCCUGUCUCCGUUCCGCUGCAUCAAGCCGCAAGCCAACGAUGCGCUGAGCCUCAACAGCAGCGUGAGCUUCGGCAGUGGAGGCGCCGAGCAGCUGUCGUCGCGGUCAUCGAGCACGAGCAGUCUGCACGAGGCGCUGCCGCCCAGGAAGAGGUCUCCUAUGCGAUCCGGAGAAGAUGAGCUGACAAUGGUGAAGGUGUACGCGCGUGUGCUCUGCGCCGACAUGGAGUACAAAACGCUGAGCAUCGACGCGAGCGCCUCCAGCUCCGAUGUGGUGCGGCUGCUGCUGAGCAAGUUCAAGAUGAAGCACCGGGACCCCAAUCUCUUCUACCUCACCAUGGAGGUGUGGGUGCGCAAAACGGGCAUCCCCAUUCGAACCAUCAUGGUUCUGGACGACGAGGCGCGCCCCGUGGAGCUGCAGUCGUGUCACCCCAAGGGCGAUUCCAAAUUUCUCCUUCAAAUGAGGCGAGGAGGCCUGGUCAAAGUUUACGACAGCUGUUUAAUGGCAGGUUCCCUGUACAAGAGCCUGCUGGUAUCAGAACGGACAACAGCGGAAGAAGUGGUUCAGCUUGUCCUUCACUGCUACAACUCCAGUGACCGAGGAUCCAAGUACUCUCUCUACGAAGUGUGCCCCAUCAAAAGUUAUGAAAGAGCACUCCACUCUAAUGAGCUUCCCCUGAGGAUCCAGCAGAACUGGCCAUCUCCAGAGCAUUUUGCCUUCCACCUCAGACGGAAUCAGGAGGGCACACAUCAGAAACGCCAGCUACCUUGGACAUGCCAAACAGACAUGACUGGUCAUCUCAAUUUUCGCCUCAACGUUUCAAGGAACGAGUUAAGUCCAGCAGCUAUUCAUUCACCUACAUUGAAGCCAUCGUACAACAACUAUGAGAACUGCUUUUACAUCUGAAAUUCAGUAGUGUGAUGUAUCAUCAUGAGAAAAGCAAAAUGUGUGCUUGAAACACAACCAAUAUGACAUGUGGAGAAGCAGCAAAUGUCAAAUCAUGGGCUUUUUCAUGUAAUAUAAGUGCUUUGGCCAGCAUUGUUGAUUUUGUUGAAAUGUGCACAAUAAAUCAUUUCACAUAGUCUAUGGCACCUGUCCACAAGUCCAAAAGCCAAGACAGACAUUACUUCUGUACCAACCAGUGUCCAUCAUGCUGCAGAGAGAGCAUUCAAUAUUGUCAUUUUCUGCGACUAUAACAAGUGCACUAGGUUUGGAGGUGCAAGAUCUUUAUACUGAAUUCAUGUAGGCACAAGGGCUGUCUAGCUUGUAAAUCGGUUUCCAAACUUGUAACUGUUCUUCCUGAAUAUGUCUGAAGAUAGAGAGGGUCUGCUGUUGGCAGUGGUUUGCUUUGUCGUAGCAGUACAGCUUUCUUUUGCAUUUUGCAGAUCGAGAUGUAGAUGUGUGCAAUUAAUUCUCUCAUGGCAUGGUCUGCUGUUUGAAGAUGUUCAUUUUGCUUGUAUAAUAUCAUUGACCAAAGACAUGUGCUUAGCAUUCUGGUAAAAGGCCACAUUCAAAGAGUCACUGGCAAGCUGCUGAGUGUAACAAUGAAAAGAACUGUUAUUUGGGCAUGUUUUGGCAAAAAAAUAAAUAGGAAUGUCUUCUCCUACCAUGUGGCCACAUCGACAUGUAUGCCAGUGAAUGAUGUGGCUCCAGAAAUGUUUGCUCAUGGUUGCCAGAGCAUAUAUAUAUAUAUCACAUUCAUGUAAUAUAUCACACAGUGUCUUGAUUACUUUGUAGAUAAAUGAAAAUUGCAAAUAAGGGUCACACAUUACUCAACCCACAGGUCAUCAUGCAUGUCAUCAGUGCCUAACAUACUAGUCAUGCAAGAAAGCGAUAAUAAUGAUGCCUUGACAUGGCGUGAGUUUCAGCAUUUUGUAAGAUGCUGUUGUAUUUGUUUUUCAACAGCUUUUGUUUCAGCAUAUAUGGCUCUGAGAAAUGGGUUUGAAUAUGCAUAUUUUCUUUUGCUAUGGUUGUUGACUUGAUAAUUAUUUAUGCUUGGAAGCUGCAUUUGCCAAGCAUUUGAUAUGGAACCUGAAAACAUUAAAAAGCAUGUAUUAGCAGACUUCCUGUCAUUAUACAAGCUAGCUUUUAAAGUAAAGUUGCUCAAAUAUUUUCUUGCUUUCUUAUUACCGAUUUCAUUCGGCUUGAAUAUUCGGAAUAAAACACUAAAAGAGUGAAGUCGUUGACAAUUUCCUGUGCAAACUGGUGCCCUACGUACUGCCUUCACAAUGCUUCACUUGUCUUUUACUUUGCAGGAUGCCAUUAUUUUUUUUCCUUAAGAAGUUGAAACCCAGAAAAGUAAUACUCUCAUCCCCGCCACAAAGCCUCCGAAGCUACUUGGCAGUGUGAAACAGCACACCUUUUAAUAACUUUUACUGAUGAUAAUUGUUGUACUACCCUUCAUCAAACACAGAUAAGAAACAAUAUUUCAUUUUUAUGAUGAAAAGCCUAAGCUUCACUGUAAAAAGUUUGACCAUGGGGAACUCUCUCGCUCUAGUUCAUCUGAAUAUUGGUAGUCCUACACAUGUAUGCAGUUUUCUUUGUAAGCUGUUAGACUCAAGGCAACUUUUCUGGUGUUCUUUCCAUUUGUUUUUUUUUUUGCCUCUAUAAUUGUGUAAGAAAAAAGUAUACUAAGCUUGUGGUGGUUGUUCAAAAGUCGGACCUAUGCUUUAGCAUGCAGGCAAACUGGCCCUUUGAACUCUGCUAUAUGGCACAUCACCACAAUUUGGCCACACAAUUUUCUGCAUAUUUUUGGCUUAAUUCACAUAUCUUGUUGCAGUAUCUGUCUGCCAAUUUACUUUCUAAUGGGAACAGAUGGUGUAAGGCAUGUAAAAAAAGGAGGCUGCAACCUUUUACAUUAUCUGGUAUAUUCACAUGUGUAUGCACUGUGUUUGCCCUUGAGUUUGCACCUCCUGACAGUUUGCCUGAAUUAUGAAGGAAGAAAGAUCCAUUUUUGCAUUUGAUAAGUUAAGAAAGCAUGUAGAUGCAACCACUCUAGGGCCUUGCAGUUUUCCAUAAAGUGCGUGUUGCUUACUACCAGAAAAUAUGCAUAAUAUACUGUAAAGUGAUUUUGCAUAUGUGGAUGAAAUGUAAUGUCGUAAUUACAUUGUUGUAAAUUGUGGCCAAGUUUCACUUGUAAAGAUGCCAUAUCAAUGACCUUUACAGCACAUUAAUUAAACAUCUAUUUCAGUCUUGCAAUUGCAACAGCCAUAGCUGAUUUAACAUGGACGCAGGUAUUUGCAAUUGCUACCCAGCUUUGCACGCAGGGGCCUAAACGGCCUCGGUUUGUUUGUUGCAUUGAUGGAAUUUUUGUAAUGUCGGUGUUUUCAGAGUUGUCACACUUUACUCAUUUGAUGUUGUACAGGGCAGGAAUGAGAAGUUUGAAGCUGAAUAUAUAUUGCAAUGUUCUAUUUAAUUCUAUUUUUAAGGCACAUUACAAUGACCAAAGCAGAGUAUAGACUAUUUUAUUUCUGUACAUAUAUAGUAUUGUAAAAUACAGCAACAAUAAAAUUAUUGUUUCUAUGAAAA